Chiloscyllium plagiosum (whitespotted bambooshark) is the source of this 962-nucleotide messenger RNA. The record is from RefSeq and is a predicted model, not a curated record. NCBI's taxonomy places the organism in Eukaryota, Metazoa, Chordata, Chondrichthyes, Orectolobiformes, Hemiscylliidae.
AAGUCCAUUCUGAUUUUGGGGAUUUCCGAGCUUUGUUUGAAAUUGAUGGUGAAGCAUGAAGCUUGUAGGGGUCCUGGUAUGUCUUCUGUUCUGGACAGUGAGAGAGGGUGAGGCCAGACCACCCUGUAAUUACCCUCCUGCUCAAUGGUGCAGCUCACUCGAAAUUGCAACUGCCUGUCAGGUGGAACACCAGUGCAUGGAAUACCAACGAAAGAAAGAUGCUGAUCCGGUUAUGAUCAGCUUGUACUAUGAAAGUCUCUGUGGAGCAUGUCGUGGCUUUCUUGUGUUACAGCUUUUUCCCACCUGGCUGAUGCUGAAUGACAUAAUGAAUGUCACGUUAGUCCCGUACGGAAAUGCGCUGGAGAGGUGCCUCCAGGUCUAUGAGCCCUUACUGCCCUGGGACAACAUUGAAAACUGUGUUAAUGGUGACCUUGGAAAUAAACUGAUGCAUCACAAUGCAGAACUAACGAGAGCGCUGAAUCCACCCCAUGACUAUGUUCCAUGGAUCCUGGUCAAUGGAAAGCACACUGAAGAUUUGGAGGAUGAGGCUAUGAAUUCACUCUUCAAUCUCAUUUGCAACACUUAUUCGGGUGUGAAGCCAAAGGCUUGUGCAAAACCUAAAGGAUUAAACUCAUUUCCUAAAUGUAUGAUCUAAUCGUGGCUGUAUUAUGACUUCAAUAAAACUCCAUCUCUCUGGAAGCAAUGAUGCAUGUUAUUACCUGGAAGGCCAGGAGUAAUCUUUGCUGUGAAAUGCUUGAAAGUGGCUGAGGAACAUUGAUUAUAACUACUUGGGUUUUCUACUGAACUUUUCUGGAGUACCCCUGGCUCUCAUGAGCUGCCGAACAAACAAGAAGAUCUGCGAAUCCCUACAGUGUGGAAACAGGCCCUACAGCCCUACAAGUCCACAGCGACCCUCCGAAGACUAUCACACUGAAACCCAUUCCCCAUUAUCCUACAUUUAC